Messenger RNA from Lolium perenne, 1080 nucleotides. Lineage: Eukaryota; Viridiplantae; Streptophyta; Magnoliopsida; Poales; Poaceae. The record is from RefSeq and is a predicted model, not a curated record.
AUGGAGGUUGCGAACCGAACCUGUUCCUUAUUCUGCCACUACCACAAUACGUUCGUCGUACUCCUCUCCGCGAACUCUCCCCGCGCGCGUCUAACUGGGCCAAGCCCAAUUAAACCCGGAUUCGGCGGCGGUAAUUCCCUUUGCCUUUGCCUUUGCCGUAGUGGGACACGCCCCUGCAAGGACGAUUCCGUGCGCCUCUUCUCACCAGCACAUCCACACGCCGGAUUCGAAGGCCAGAAAAUCCACCCGUCGGCGGUUGCCUCGCAUGGAGCUCCGCCCGCUGCAGCCUACCGAUACCGUGCCAGCCUCCCGCCUCCACCACUCCCGCCGGCGAGCCCCAACCUGCUCCUCCUAGGGUUGGUAUCUUGGCUCGGCACUGGUGAUGAUGAUGACUUGAAAAAAGGCAGGAGUGGGGAACAUGUCGGGAUGAGGCUGACAUUGGUGCCCUGGAUACGUGUUACGAGGCUCUUCUGUCACAGGCCAAGGUAGAAAGGGAACAAGACAUUUUUGUUGCUUUGGAUAUAGGUAUAAAUUAUGAACUACAAGAUAUGCAACUUAAGCUUCAAAAUACUAUGUUGGAGAAAAAGAAAGUUGCAGAAGUGAGGUCUUAAGAUCAUGCAUCUAUCAGUUCUUAAACACAACCUGUUUGGGACUUGGCAGCUCCAUCUCCGGCCGCCACUCUGCUCGCCGUUGCGGGAGCUGCGGCUAGCAGCUCCACCUCCGGCCGGCGCUCUGCUCGCUGUUGCAGGGGCCGCCGCUCUGCUCGCCACUGGUCCGCUCUUCUCCCCGUCGCUUCCACGACGGAGGUGGUGCGCAGGAGAUUGCCAGCGCUCGCGAACACACGCAGGGGCUCCGUGCCUUGUGCUCGCCAUCGCUGCAAUGACGAAGGUGACACCCAGGAGCUCCGCCAUCGUCUCCGGCUCGCUGGCGUAGGUCUGCAUGAUCUAUUGCUCCAGUUCCCACUGUCUAGAAACCUGCAAAUUUAAGAUCAACAAUGGGUAUGGUGAUAUAAGGUCAAUGCAAUGUAAGAUCAACAAGGGAAUGCAUGGUUACAAGGAAAUCCAAAUGAUCUUUAUGAAA